AUGAUGCCAGCUCAGGAAAGGAUAGCCAGGUACCUGAAGGCUCCAAUGGAGAAUAUGAAGAUCAUUCUGGGAAGCAAUGGGCCCGACCCAGGUUCACUCAGCCUGCCAAGAUGCGGCGGAGGGUGAUCGCCCGGCCCGUCGGCAGCUCCAUCCGCCUCAAGUGCGUGGCCAGCGGGAACCCGCGGCCCGACAUCACCUGGCUGAAGGACAAUAAGCCCCUCACGCCCCAAGAGAUUGGGGAGAACAAGAAGAAGAAGUGGACGCUGAACCUGAAGAACCUGAAGCCAGAGGACAGUGGGAAGUACACCUGCCGAGUGUUUAACAAAGUCGGAGAGAUCAAUGCAACGUACAAAGUGGAAGUGAUCCAGAGGACGAGGUCCAAGCCCAUCCUGACAGGGACACACCCUGUCAACACGACAGUAGACUAUGGUGGGACCACAUCCUUCCAGUGCAAGGUCCGCAGCGACGUCAAGCCCGUCAUCCAGUGGCUGAAGAGGGUGGAGUACGGCACGGAGAGCAAGUACAACUCCACCAUCGACGUGGGGGGACAGAAGUUCGUGGUGCUGCCCACGGGGGAGGUCUGGUCCCGUCCCGAUGGCUCGUACCUGAACAAGCUGAUGAUUACUCGAGCCAAGGAGGAGGAUGCGGGGAUGUACAUCUGCCUGGGGGCAAACACCAUGGGCUACAGCUUUCGCAGCGCUUUCCUCACCGUCCUGCCAGAUCCCAAGCCUCCGAGCGCCCCCGUGCCCCCCUCCUCGGCCAGCAGCCUGCCCUGGCCCGUGAUCAUCGGCAUCCCCGCCGGGGCCGUCUUCAUCUUUGGGACAAUCCUCCUGUGGCUCUGCCAGACGAAGAAGAAGCCCUGCUCCCCUCCAGCUGCCGCCCCCGCGCACCGCCCGCAGCCCCGGGACAGGAUCUGUGUCCCCCAGGUCCCCGACAAAGACUGCAUCUCCUCCAUAAACUAUGAGGAAUAC
Messenger RNA from Merops nubicus (carmine bee-eater), 971 nucleotides. RefSeq names its product fibroblast growth factor receptor-like 1 (gene FGFRL1). Gene Ontology annotation, molecular function: fibroblast growth factor receptor activity; fibroblast growth factor binding. The record is from RefSeq and is a predicted model, not a curated record. Lineage: Eukaryota; Metazoa; Chordata; Aves; Coraciiformes; Meropidae. Gene Ontology annotation, cellular component: plasma membrane. The annotation marks the transcript as partial. The transcript is spliced from 4 exons.